AGGUGAGAAUUUCACGCUCCCGACUGCUGUUUGGAUUGGACUAUACUGGAUAGAUGUAACAGGUCUUGGGAAUUAUACUCAUUUCUGGGAAAAGUCGGGUCAAUUGGAAGAACUGACAUGGAGCUAUUGGGACGGUGGUGAACCUAACGAUCCCGGCAGUGAAGAUUGUGCUCGCAUACACACGAAUAUGUACAUGAGAAGUAUAGAAUGUUAUAGAUCUUAUGACAUACUCUGCGAAGGUACAGGUAAAUGUCUUGAUUGGUUGAUUGAUUGA
Ruditapes philippinarum (Manila clam) is the source of this 274-nucleotide messenger RNA. RefSeq lists its product as uncharacterized. NCBI's taxonomy places the organism in Eukaryota, Metazoa, Mollusca, Bivalvia, Venerida, Veneridae. The record is from RefSeq and is a predicted model, not a curated record.